Galdieria sulphuraria is the source of this 449-nucleotide messenger RNA. RefSeq lists its product as uncharacterized. The record is from RefSeq and is a predicted model, not a curated record. The transcript is spliced from 2 exons. Lineage: Eukaryota; Rhodophyta; Bangiophyceae; Galdieriales; Galdieriaceae. Bases 27 to 302 code for a protein of 91 amino acids.
UGAGUGAAAUUGGACGGUUGUGAGAAAUGGACGAAGGAGAAGCACUGAAAAAGGAAAGAGGAAGAAGAAUACGUAGAUAUGAGAAAAUGGACAAACUCCCGGAAAAUAUGUUCCCAAAACGAUGGUCGACGAAACAGAGGAUUUUCUACAUUUCGUUAGCAGUGAUUGUGGGUCUCCUCAUAAGGGACGAAGAGACUGCUUUUUAUCAACGUAAGCUUGAAGAGAAGACAGAAGGAUAUGCAACUACCAUCGGUAGUGAAAUGAUUCAUAAGAAACAAGGUAGAAAGGAAGAACAACAGUAGAUAUUUGGGGUUACUUUGACCUCUUUCUUUCAUCAGCCAGUUGUUGACGUAAGAGACUGAUUUGACGCCUUAGGAAAAUAGUAGUAGAGUCUUAGAGACAAAUCGUAAGAGUCGAUAAAUGUAAUAUUAGGCCGAGUUGAAUUACCU